AUGCCAUUCUGUUUAUACAACGCGCCACAAUUAUACCAGCGGUUGAUAGACAAUGCGCUGUACGGCUUCUGGAAACUCUCGUCGACUGAAGAUACCCGCGACGUUUUCCAGGACGGGGUUCCGUCCAAGUCGGGAACACGGUCCGGGAAGGCUUGGGAUGACUUGUGCAAAAAGGUGGAACUUCUCCUCGAGAUUUGCGAGGAGUGGCACCUGUCGAUCAGUGUCGAGAAAAGCGAAUGGGGAAUGCCAAGGGUGAACUAUUGGGACACGAGGUUUCGGAAAAUGAAGUCGGGCGAAGCCAAAGAACUUGGAAGCACUAGCGGCGCUGGAUUUCCGGUUGCAGUCAAGUUCACUAGCCGGACGUUGAAGCACAACGAGCUGAACUACAACAUCAUCAUCGAGAAGGAGAUCCUAGCGCGGCUGCACGUCUUGAACGAGUGCCACAACAUGAUGGUGGGAAAGACGAUUCGCGUGUUGACCCGACAUACAACCCUGGGUUGGCUAUUCGGGUCUAAAGGGCUUGCAAGGUCGUCUGUCGCAAUGGGUCGCCAUCCUCUCUCCCUGGCGAUUGGAAAUCCUCCGGUCAGCGAAAGGGGAGGAAGAGAUUCUGGGAGCGUUGGCUGCAAGCAUCACGCCGAGGGCCCAUGUAGAUUCCGCGUUGGAAGAUAUCGCGCCUCAAAACGCCCGUCUAAGACGGCUGCGAUCCCGGUCCCGAAAAUCGGACGGACCGAGAGUCUGAGAGAGUCUCCACCCCGCGUCAAACGCGAAGGUGGUGCAUUCAGCGCAGUAGUCUGGCAGCUACCAAAUCGGGACGUGGUAAAAACCGCUUCUGGAUACGCGGAAGGUCUCACAGGUAACGAAGCCGAAUACCGGGGCAUGCUACUCGGGCUCUCGCUCCUAGAAGACUUGGAUGUCACACGCUUAAUCAUAUGCGGUGAUUCAAACCUGGCGGUUCGCCAAAUGCGAGGAGAGAUGGACUACGGAUUAAAGCUGUUGAGACAACAGGCUUUAAAACGCGCUGCGCGAACGGUCGGGCUCGAGUUUCUACAUGUCCGACGAGACUGGAACGCGAGUGAAGAUAUGUUGGACGGACAAACAUUCCAACGACAAGGAGGCAAAGACGUCCAUAGCGUCGAGGAGAUCGAGGAUCUGAAGACAUUAAAUCGGCUGGGGGAAGUGCUACAACCCACGCUACCCGUUCCGGGGCGUGAAACACGCGGUACAGAUGACCCCAGACGCGGGACGAGGAGAGUCUAUCCUGUGACCACCCGGUCGCGCGACGCGUCCCACCAAACCACGCGGAGACAUCCGGAAGCCUGGAAGGAAAUACAGGUGCAACGGCUGAGACUGGAUCGGGUCCGUACGGCGCAGGACGAAGAGAUCUGGAUAGCGAACCUCAAGAAGUUCCUAAGCGAAGAUAUCAGCGAGCUUUCAAAACAGGAGGAGGUGGGAGAGAGUGGCUUGCUGUACUACCACGCACGGGGAGACGAAUCGACAGAAGACCGGGACUCGAUCAUGAAGUUGGUCGUGCCAGAGACCCUCCGGCAAGACGUGCUAAACCACUAUCACGCAAGUCUAGAAGGCGGGCACCAAGGUAUAGGCCAAACGUACCAACGCAUACGACAUCAUUUCACUGACCAGGGUUUCAAAACCGUACAGCGUCACGUCGGAGAGUGCGUCGACUGCGAGUCGGGCAAUUGCAGACCGACAAUCCAAGGGGAAUCUCCCGGGAAUAUCAUAGCGACGUAUCCAUUCCAAGUGGUCGCGAUGGACCACAUACCGUCAUUGCCCGCGUCACACAAGAGAAACACGGAGUUGCUAAUCUGGGUUGACCUGUUUACGUGUUUCGUUAUCGCGAAGGCAAGUGCGUCGCGAACCGCGCAGACAGUCGCCGAAUCAUAUGAGGAGGCAGUCUUCAUGCGUUUCGGGGCUAGUGAAGCUAUUCGCCAUGACCGAGAGCCGGGCUUCAUGUCCGAUUUCUUCAGGGCCUUCAAUAAAUUCAUGGAUCGACGGCUACGAGUUCGCCCACAAGCAAACGGGGCGGCGGAGCGCAUGGUGCAGACGAUCACGAGGGCCAUCAAGAUGUACAUCGCGGACAACGAUCAGCGCGACUGGGACGAGUACGCAGAACGACUCAGCUACGCCCAGAACACCGCCCACGAUCGGACAUGGGACGAAACACCGUUUUCCUUGGUGCAUGGUUGGGACCCACGGUCCACCCUGGAAGCGACACUAGCGAUUGGUAACACCUCACAUCGAGACGUAGAAGCUCGGCGAUGGAGAAUGCGUAUACCGCGUCACUACAAAACCGCUCGCACACAAACACUCGAGUUGAUCCGCAAAGAAGUGGACAUGCGGACCACACGGCAGAAGGCGCGCGCGACGGAACACGCAAUACAAUGCGGAUCCCAAGGCUGGCUGUAUCUUGAUCGGGUCAAGCCCGGGUACGCGCGCAAACUUGCGCACCUGUGGCACGGCCCGUUCCGCGUAGCUAAUUUGGUGAGCACGCACGCCGUACGUCUGGAGACCAUCAGAACCCCAUACCAAUUGUUCCCAAUCGUGCACGUCUCAAAGCUGAAGCCCGUCCGUGAAUUCCCGUCGCGACCCGAAUUGCGACUGACGGUGCCAGCGGAGGAGCGGUUCGACUUCGACGAAGAGCUCCUCCCGGAGGUCAGCUGGGAGGCGCACGAUGCGGACGAUGAGGUAUACGAGGUCGAGCAAAUCCUAGAUGCACGCGAAGGUCGCACAACGCGCUAUGGAUGA
Phytophthora megakarya is the source of this 2763-nucleotide messenger RNA. The record is from the annotation of a GenBank genome assembly. NCBI's taxonomy places the organism in Eukaryota, Oomycota, Peronosporomycetes, Peronosporales, Peronosporaceae.